CCGACCUCGACCCCGCUGUCGGCCAACCCCCCACGCCGGGUGAAGGCGACCACGACCACGACGGCGACGGCCACCAUGUCGACUGUAGGCGUCGUGCUGGAGGAGGGCAAGCUGCUCAGCGAGGCCCUCAGCACCGUCAAAAUACAGGUCCAGCAGAUGAAGCGGCAUCUGGAAUUGGACCAGCUGAUGGACGCGCUGAAGAGUGCGAGUCUGAUGCUCGCCGAACUACGUACUUCCUCCCUAUCGCCGAAGCAAUACUAUGAGCUAUAUAUGGCUGUAUUCGACGCGCUCCGUCACCUCUCAAACUACCUGUAUGAGGCUCACAUGUCCUCUAAACAUCACCUGGCCGACCUCUACGAACUUGUGCAAUAUGCUGGCAACAUCAUACCACGGUUAUACCUUAUGAUCACAGUGGGCUCGGUGUAUAUGUCCAUACCCGACGCGCCAGUCAAGGAGGUCAUGAAGGAUAUGAUGGAGAUGUCGCGCGGCGUGCUACACCCGACCCGUGGGCUGUUCCUGAGACACUACCUGAGCGGGCAGACGCGAAGUAGCCUGCCCGUUGGCAACGAUGAUGGCCCGGGCGGCAACCUCCAGGACUCUAUCAACUUCGUGCUCACCAACUUCAUCGAGAUGAACAAGCUCUGGGUUCGCCUUCAGCACCAAGGUCACUCCCGCGAUCGCGAGAAACGUGAAAUGGAGCGGCGCGAGCUUCGAAUUUUGGUCGGCACCAAUCUUGUCCGCCUGUCCCAACUCGACGGCGUCGACCUCGACCUCUACGAGCGCCUCAUCCUUCCCAGCAUCCUCGAGCAGGUCGUCAGCUGCAAGGAUGUUAUCGCGCAGGAGUACCUCAUGGAGGUCGUCAUCCAGGUCUUCACGGACGAGUUCCACCUGCACACCCUCGGGCCAUUCCUUUCCGCCACCGCACAGCUGCACCCCAAGGUCAACAUCAAGCAGAUUGUCAUCGCGCUCAUCGACCGCCUUGCAUCGUAUGCCGCACGCGAAGCUGAGAACGAAGACCCGGAGGAGGCAAAGCGUCAGGAGGAAGCCGCGGCUAAGCGGCUGGCCGAGAAGGUCAAACGGGCGCGCUCCCAUUCGGCCACCACAAGCACGAACGGUGUGUCUGCGGAGCAAACUGUUGCAAGUGAAUGGGCGAGCCCGCCCACAAGCCCGACAGUUGCUGACACGGAGAAGAGCUUUGGGGCGAUGAGCGUCAAUGGCGAUACGUCGAGCGCGGACGUGGAGAAAGCGAGCGAGAAGACAGCCGAAAGCGAGAAGGCGCCUGUUGUCCGCAAGUUCCGAGGCAUCCCGGAGAACGUUCAGCUAUUUGAGGUGUUCUGGAAGCAGGUUGUGGAACUGAUCAAGGCGCGGCCAGAUCUCUCCAUACAAGAUAUCACGGCGCUUCUGGUCUCGUUGACCAACCUCUCUGUGAGCUGCUAUCCGGACCGGCUGGAGUAUGUCGAUCAGAUCUUGGGUUUCGCGCACGAUAAAAUCAAGGAGUUCCAAGACAGUCCCGACCUGCAUUCGGCACCUACCAUUAGCAAUCUCGCCGCAUUGCUCGCUGCCCCCAUCAAUUCCUAUCAAUCCGUGCUGACGCUGCUCGCGCUGCCGCGUUAUGCCUCCCUUUUGACGCAGCAACCAUUUUCCUCGCGACGAUCCGUUGCGCACGCGGUCAUCUCGUCUGUUCUCAAGAACGAAACUGUUAUCGAGACACCCGAGGACGUCGAUGGUAUCCUCGAGCUGUGUCAUGUGCUCAUCAAGGACCAGGCCGACGUAGCAGGAACGAGUGGAGGUCCAGGCGACAGGCGAGGACCAUACUAUUUGGAGAGGGAGGAGAUGGCGGAGGAGCAAGGAUGGGUGGCGCGGAUGGUGCAUCUAUUCAGGUCCGAUGCAUUGGAUGUGCAAUUCGAGCUUCUACAAACUGCCCGAAGACAUUUCGAAACAGGGGGCGAGAGGAUGCGGUUCACAUAUCCGGCCCUUAUCACCUCUGGGAUCAAGUUAUGUAGACGAUACAAGAAACAUGGCAUGCCGGAGGAACAAUGGAGACCGAAGGUGGAAAUCAUCCUUCGGUUCAUUCGACAGCUCAUAUCGAUCCUUGCCACGCAAGUCGAGGCUCCCUCAAUCGCCCUUCGUCUGUUCCUGCUUGCAGCACAAGUUAGCGACGAGUGUGACUUUGAGGACCUCACGUACGAUUUGUAUGUGCAGGCGUUCACCGUCUAUGAGGAGAGCAUCUCGGAGAGCCGGGCCCAGCUGCAAGCAAUAACGCUCAUCAUCGGCACGUUGCAAGGUGCACGUGUGUUCGGCGUGGACAAUUACGAUACCUUGAUCACAAAGGCCGCGUUGCAUGGUUCCAAACUUUUGAAGAAGCCUCACCAAGCGGCAGCGGUGAACCUAGCUAGCCAUCUGUGGUGGCAAGACCUCGGACCGGAUGAAGAGAUGCCUGUGCGAUUGGAAAAGCUAGCAGAUGCGGAGGAAGGGGAGAGCAGUCAGAAGGCUUACCCUCAUCAAGAUAGCAAACGCGUGCUUGAAUGUCUGCAGAAAGCUCUACGUAUCGCAAAUUCUGCCACCGAGGAGAUCAUCACCAUCCAGCUGUAUUGUGACACCCUUGACCAAUAUGUGUACUACUUCGAUCGAGGUGCUGAGGCGGUGACGCCGAAGUUUGUGAACAGUCUGGUUGAGCUCAUCACCUCGAGCAUCGACAACAUCUCAUCGCCAGACGUGCACCCUUCGCAACGCGCGCCGCCUGGCUUACUCGAAGGUGUACAAACGCCCGAGAUGAUUGCUCGUCAUUUUAAGAAUACCCUCCUAUACAUCCAGACGAAGAAAGCCGCAGGCGGCGGGCGCUGGGACGAAGUGGAUGUGGUAGGCGCGAUGCUCAAGAUGGGCAUCACGCGAUGAGCUCCUUCGCGGAAGCUGAUUCGACUAUUUUGUUUACGAAAUUGUACGUGCUAUCCGUAUGGAAUGUACAUAAUGGGCAGAGAGGAUGACUUGGGGGUCACGAGCAGGAUGUACCUACUUCGGUUUCGUCUGAUCUUCGGAUGGUUUUU
This is a messenger RNA of Punctularia strigosozonata HHB-11173 SS5, 3044 nucleotides long. Its product is annotated as vacuolar protein sorting-associated protein 35. Bases 76 to 2895 code for a protein of 939 amino acids. Lineage: Eukaryota; Fungi; Basidiomycota; Agaricomycetes; Corticiales; Punctulariaceae. The transcript has 10 exons. The record is from RefSeq and is a predicted model, not a curated record. Gene Ontology annotation, cellular component: retromer, cargo-selective complex; late endosome; retromer complex. Gene Ontology annotation, biological process: retrograde transport, endosome to Golgi; intracellular protein transport.